Molecule: messenger RNA, 1161 nt
Organism: Orbicella faveolata
Lineage: Eukaryota; Metazoa; Cnidaria; Anthozoa; Scleractinia; Merulinidae
Product: trace amine-associated receptor 6-like
Biological process (GO): G protein-coupled receptor signaling pathway
Cellular component (GO): membrane
Molecular function (GO): G protein-coupled receptor activity
Source: RefSeq, a predicted model, not a curated record
AUGACGACCGUCUCUCCACCGUUAUUCAAUGAGUCUUCUGAUCAAGAAAGAGAAGACUGUUUUUUCCUUCAGGUUUAUUCUGGCGUUUGGCAAGAGACCUUCCUCACGGAACAAACCUACAGCAAUCUUCUUGCUAUAAUCUGCAUCAAUUCGCUGUCAGUUGUGCCCAUCAUUCUGUUAAAUACAAUGGUCAUCUUUCUCGUGCUAACAAAGCGGCGAUUGCGUACCAACAUGAACAUACUUUUGUCCAGUUUAGCAGGGACAGAUUUGUUGACUGGACUAGCAGUUUAUCCAGUGAAGAUCGCCGCACUAAUGAAGCGAAUCCUUGGCGUUGGAUCACUCUGCACUCUGGAAACAACGUGUGCUGUUGCAACAGGCGUAACAAGCUUCGCCUCGCUAAGUCACUUGGCUUUAAUCAGCGCAGAUCGUUAUAUCGCUGUCAAACAUCCCUUGCGUUAUCAAGAAAUUGUUACAAAAGACAGGUUAAACAUUGGGGUACUCUUCAUCUGGGCAAUAACAGUUCUUGUGGCACUUGGCAAGAUCACUUUUGCUGUCCUGAUAGACGAUCUUUCAGUCUAUUUGCUUACUAAGGAUUCUAUACUUGCCUUUAUCGGUCUGGUUUAUAUUGCUAUUAUCAUUCACUGUAACCGAUAUAUCUUCUUCGAAACACAACGUCAGCAGAAACGAAUACGAACAGAACAAUUAACUCAUGAAGAAGCUAAAAAAAUUAAGAAAGACUACAAGGCUACCAAAACUCUAUUUAUCAUUUUGGUUGCGUUAGCAUUUACUUAUCUUCCUACAAUGAUCUCGAUACUGGUCGUUGCUUCAAAUGCAACCAUAAAACCACAUGUUAAUUAUCUUCUUUGGAGCUGGUGUGUAACUUUAGCUUCAUUUGGUUCUCUUUUAAACCCUGUUAUUUACAGUUGGCGUUGUAAGAAACUUCGUCGCGCUAUGCUCGACGUUGUACGGUUUAGACAGGUAGAAAGCGGACCAUCAGACACUGAGACAACAGGAACACAACGAGAAAAUCGUUCUAAGAUUCAAAUGUCCACUCGUUGUGAGGAUGACAAGAAUCAGGUUCGCUCUGAAUCUUGCUCUGAAUUCUGUCUUCGUAACACAGAAGCCGAAAUCGUCGACUUCGAGCAAGAAACAGUCACAUGA